Molecule: messenger RNA, 3574 nt
Organism: Nymphalis io (European peacock)
Lineage: Eukaryota; Metazoa; Arthropoda; Insecta; Lepidoptera; Nymphalidae
Product: HEAT repeat-containing protein 6
Exons: 16
Coding region: 153-3476 (1107 amino acids)
Source: RefSeq, a predicted model, not a curated record
UGCAAUACUGUGAAAAGUGCUAAAAUAUAAAAACAUGUUAAAUUUAUUAUAAAUUACCACUUAAACCUGUUAAAAUUAUAAGUAACAUGUAGUGAGAUGUUAAAGAACAGGGAGAAAAUAAUUAGUCAAUCAGUUUAGUAUUUAAAUACAACAUGAGCUUAUCUCAACAAUUUCUUAUGCUCUCUGGCGAGCUGUGUAGUCAUCUUUAUGUUAAGGAUUACAAUAAGGAAAAAAUAAAUUCUUUGAUAGAUGAACUAAAUUCCAAACCUUAUAAGACUGACUUAUUUGUGGGAAAACAUGAUGCUGCCGCUCUCGUGACAUCAUUAUAUGUAAACAUUAAACCUGUUGAUGAGUUUUUAUCAGCAAAAACUUCACAUCUAAUAAAAAAUAUAGUGACUAAACAAAAUUUACAAUUUACUGGUGUAUAUUUAGAAAAUGUCAUUGCAUGGCACAUUGACUGUAUAAAGAAAUGUUCAGAUAUUAUUUUACCUGAUAUACUGCAUAAUUUGCAAUGCAUAUUACAUGUAUAUCCACAAUGUGGACAAAAGUUUGCCAUGGAUUUGAUAGGGAAGGAAGGACUUCUUAUAAAAAUGAUCAAUAGUGAUAAGUACGGUCAAAGUCACCAGAAUGCUAUGCAAAUAUAUUUGAUAGUACUGAAAUGUAUAAUAAACUUAUUAAAAAUUGACGAUAACAAGAAAGCUGAGCAAGCUGACUUAAGUUUGGAGUUGAAAGAGGAUAUUUCUCAAUUAAUCAUUAAACUUUUAAUGAAAGGAUUUUUAAAAUCUCACGAUGAAUCUAUUUACUGUAAGGUAAUAAUAUCAGCUCUGAGAAUUUUAUCUCAUAUAUAUUUCAAUGAUCAAAAAGUUCAUUUUCCAAUGCCAGAAAUAAUGGGAAUAUGUAGACAUUUUAUUCUCUAUGGAAUCAUAAGUCAGGAGAAAAGACCUGAAAAGAUUAUGCCAGCUCAGCAAAGUAUUGCAGCUGUUCCAAUCAAGCCAAAUGCUAAAGGGGGAAAGAAACAGAAAAUAAGAAAACAAAGAAAUAAUGCAAUAGAAAGCUUAAAAAAAGAAAUUCCAGUGUCAGAUCGAAGUUUAAUGAGAGAUGUUGACAAUUUCGAGAAUAAUUCUGCUUAUAAGCCUGCCAGCCAGAGCUUUUUAGAGACUCAGAAAACAAGGAAUUGCUGGACUUUGACAAGUGACUCAGAUAUGUCUGAUGUUGAAAAUGGAAGGGAAGCUAAGCUUAUUGCACUAAGAUCCAGAGUAAGGCAGAGUGCAGCAAAUUUAUUCCUUGUUGUAUUUAAGAUCAAAGAAAAGAAAGAUAUAUUUGGUUAUUGGUGGGCCCUUUUGCCAGAUUCCCCUGAUGUCAAUAACUGGUUAGGAGAGGAAAAAUCUAAAAAAACACUUGCAUAUUGUGCUGUGACGGAUCCCAUAGCUAGUAGUAGAGCGAGUGCUCUCAGUGUAAUUUUAACCUUACUUGCUGGUUCAAAGAUGUAUCUUUCUCAAGCUGAAACUUGCAAAAAAACAAGUACUUCGUUCAUACCAUUUUCGGUAUCAAUAGGUUACAUCAUCACAUGUAUGCAUAAGAUAUUAGUCAGUAUUUUGGACAAUGAAAGGAGUCAUUCGGUAAUCAUAGUAGCAUUAAAAUGCUGUGCAGCUUUGGUGCAAUCGACCCCCUAUCACAAAAUGCAAGAAGGGUUGAUUGUUGAGUUGGUGAGAUCGACGCGCAAGUUCUUGAUACAUAGGGAUGUUACUUUACAAGUUGGUGCGUUAAUCACUAUAGGGUGUGUUAUAUCGAUCGAUCCUAAAGUAGAUGAAGUUUUGAAGGCAUUAGAGAAAGAUACAGCGCUCAGUAAGGAUGAGAAUAAUAAAAUAAAUAAAGAAAAUAUAUGUCUUAAUGAUGAAUGCGAUGACUUUGAAGAGGGUUAUUCUGAUGAUGAAAUGUUUACUGCGUUCGAAACUUCUAUAGAUGAUAAAAAGACUGAGAAACAUAGUACCGAAGUGCACUUUAAAAGUUGGAUUUUAGAUAUAUGUUUUAGGAAUAUGGGAUGGAUAUUUAAGGAUAAUGAAGUAAUAAGAUGCAAGCCGUCAGCAAUACCGAUAAUACUAGAAUCUCUUCAAGUUCUAUCAGCGAUUGCAUUCUACCAUCUACAAGAUCUUCUCAAUUCACAUAUAAUACUACUUGCAGACAUUCUGAGUGAGAUGCUGCAACAUGAGCAUCAAGACGUCGUUUUACAGGCGGCGAAAUUUAUCAGUAUUAUAGGAGAUGCUAUUCAGAGAUUGGAUCAACAAAAUCAAUCGCUUCCUCUAAAUCAGUGCGUGUGUAUGUGGGAGAAACUCAUAACACCACUCUCUAUGGUGUUACAACAUCAUGAAAACAUUCCCGCUAAAGCAGUCGUUUGCGACUGUAUCGCCAAUAUUGGGGAAAAGUCCUUUAAGGAAUUACCAUCGCGCACGCGCCUGCUGUGCUGCGCGCUGCUGGUGGGGUCGUGCGGCGCGGAGUGCGGCGCGCUGCGGGCGGCCGCCGUGCGCGCGCUCGCCAUGGCCGUCGUCUACCGCUCGCUCAGAGAGGACAUUUGCUUCGUAACCGACUGUGGUGAAAAUAUUCUAAGAGCAUUAGCAGAACCAACUGCGAUUGUACGAACCAAAGCGGCUUGGGCGCUCGGCAACCUUAGCGACGCCCUCGUUUUAAAUAUGGACGAACCGGAGACAGAAGACAUAGACGAUGACCUAUUACUACGACUACUCGAGGUCAGCGUUCAAUGCGCCAACGACAACGAUAAGAUUAAAAUGAGCGCAACACGCGGCCUUGGAAAUCUUUUACGAUUGAUCAAGAAUGAAAAUCUUCAACGGCACACGCAAUUGAAGUCCUUAUGCGAGAAAGCAAUAGAAAAGCUUUUGGAAUGCGCAAUCAAAGUGACCAAUAUGAAGGUUCGCUGGAACGCUUGUUAUGCACUAGGCAACGCUAUGAAGAACGAAAAUUUAUUCACUUGUUUUAAUGGAUGGCAGAGUAAAGUCUUCCCGAGCCUAUGUACACUAACUAAAGACUGCAAGAACCUCAAAGUUCGUAUAAACGCAGCCGUUGCGUUACGUGCGCCCGCAUUACGUACACAAUAUGGCGAGCACUACACAUCGAUAUGGAGGGGACUCCUGGCAGCCAUGGAAAACGCCGCUAAUGUUGACGACUUUACGGAAUACAAACACAAAGAUAAUCUUAUUGAACAGCUGUGUGUAACUCUUGCGCACAUGUGUUGUCUCCUAAAGCCCUCAGAUCUAACGGAUAUUUUAGACCCACUAGUCUUCCACUUCGAUUGUGCUAAGAGUCUAUAUACCCAGUUAUACAACAAAUUGCCUCCAGAGAAUACUUCCUGUCUCAAAAUACUUCAAGCUGCUAAAUACGUCACAAUGGACUUUACACCGGAAAACGAGACUCAGAUGCAAUCUUUGGGAAUGUUGCAAGACAUUUUCAUAUGGGAAGUGUGAUUCGUUAUUUUUUAAUUUAUUAAAAAAAUUUAUAUUAUUUAUAAAAAUAUUGUUUAUUUGUUAGAAAUAAUUAAAUCUUUGAUUUAAGCGACUUUAUA